AUGAUCUCUGAAUACCGCGUCUAUGUUGUUCGUGGCGAGAUCCGGGCGGUCUGCCACUACAAGGGCCCCAGUGAGGGUCUGGGCGCGCUUGACGUGACCGUUGUGGAAGAGGCCGUGCAGACGUUGUGCAAGAGCCCCGAAGGCGAGGGCCUUGCAGGCUUUGGCAUGGACUUCGCCGUGCUCGAGGAGGGAACCUGCUUGGUGGAGGUCAACGAUGGCUUCUCCUUGGGCAAGUACGAGGGUAUUUCCGGUCAGGACUAUACCGACCUCCUGGUCGCCCGAUGGCAAUCACUGAUGCAGUCAGCGGCGUGA
Molecule: messenger RNA, 312 nt
Organism: Symbiodinium natans
Lineage: Eukaryota; Dinophyceae; Suessiales; Symbiodiniaceae
Source: the annotation of a GenBank genome assembly